AUGGCUGUAACACAAGUCGAUGCGCUCGUUGUGGGCGCAGGCUUUGGAGGAAUAUAUCAGACGUACCGGUUGAACAAACUUGGCCUCAACGUGCGAUGUAUCGAAAAGGGCGCUGGGGUGGGAGGAACUUGGUAUUGGAAUCGCUAUCCAGGUGCAAUGAGCGACACCGAAGCGUACCUGUACCGGUUUUCAUGGGACAAAGAAGACCUCCUCACUUAUCCCUGGACCACGAGAUAUAUCUACCAGCCAGAGAUUCUCCGCUAUCUCAACCAUGUCGUGGACAGACACCACCUGCGAGACCAUAUCCAACUGAAGACCGAGAUGAUAACUGCCGAGUGGGAUGACGAUCAUCGUUCCUGGAAGGUGGUCUGCGCCGGAGGUACCACGUUCGUCGCGAGAUACUUGAUCAAUGCGCUCGGCCUGCUCUCAACACCAAACAUCCCUUUAGUAAAGGGGCUUAAUGACUUCGGUGGUCUUGUCGUGCAUACUGCUGCGUGGCCGGGAGAUCUAGAUCUGACGGGCAAGCGAGUGGGAGUCAUCGGGAACGGUUCGACGGGCAUCCAAGUGAUGACAGCAAUUGCUCCCCUGGUGAAGCAGUUGAUUUCUUUCCAACGACAUCCACAAUACUCUGUCCCGGCCGGCCAAAAGAUCGUGACGAAGGAGUAUCGACAGCAUAUCAAUGACACCUACGAUGCAAUUUACGAAGGCGUUUGGAAGUCUAGGAGCGGUUUCGGAGUUCCAGAGGUGACUACGCCUAUGAUGUCGGUAGCGCCAGAGGAACGGCAGCGCAUCUUCGAGGCCUUGUGGGAUCAGGGCAACGCGUUCCUCUUCUCGUCCAGUGGCUUCGGAGACAUCACUACAAAUGAAGAUGCAAACAGAGAGACCUGUAAGUUUAUCCACUCCAAAAUCGAACAAAUCGUCAAAGAUCCGGAAAAGGCCCGUGUCUUGAAGCCCAAGGACCUCUACGCCCGGCGUCCUGUUUGCGACACGGGCUAUUAUCAGAUCUUCAACCAGAGCAACGUCCAAGUUAUCAGCCUCCAAGAGACUCCGAUCGCGUCCAUUGUUCCUAAGGGCAUUCAGACCGACGACGGCAAGAUCCAUGAGCUCGAUGUUCUGAUCUUUGCAACCGGCUUCGACGCAAUUGACGGCAGCUACUUGAGAGUGAAGAUCCAGGGACGCAACGGACACACGCUGAAGGAACACUGGAGGGCAGGGCCCACAGCCUUUGGUGCAGUCAGCGUGUCCGGGUUUCCCAACAUGUUUCUCAUCUCGGGACCACAGGGACCCUUUGCCAAUAUCCCCUGUGCCAUUGAGUGUGAAGUGGACUUUGUGACCGAGUGCAUCAAACACGCGGAAUGCAACAGUGGAAACAGCACGGACAAACGAGCGCCGAAGAUGGAAGUGAAAGCGGAAGCCGAGGAAGCAUGGAGUGACAUCUGCAACCGGGCCGCGGAAGGAAGUCUGCUCAAGACUGCUGCAAGUUGGAUAUUUGGUGAAAACAUACCAGGUCGAAAGGGAGUGGUGAAGUUCUACUUCAGUGGACUGAAAGGAUAUCUAGACUUCACCGCAGCCGAGAGGGCCAGUGGAUUUCCCUCCUUCUUGGUUGAAUAG
Messenger RNA from Fonsecaea multimorphosa CBS 102226, 1611 nucleotides. RefSeq lists its product as uncharacterized. Lineage: Eukaryota; Fungi; Ascomycota; Eurotiomycetes; Chaetothyriales; Herpotrichiellaceae. The coding region runs from base 1 to 1611 and encodes 536 amino acids. The record is from RefSeq and is a predicted model, not a curated record. The transcript has a single exon.